Molecule: messenger RNA, 636 nt
Organism: Eutrema salsugineum
Lineage: Eukaryota; Viridiplantae; Streptophyta; Magnoliopsida; Brassicales; Brassicaceae
Exons: 3
Coding region: 1-636 (211 amino acids)
Molecular function (GO): zinc ion binding
Source: RefSeq, a predicted model, not a curated record
AUGACUACUAAUGUAGCCGAAUCUCUGAACAAGGUAUUGAAGGAAUGUCGUGAGUUCCCCCUAAUCUCAAUGCUUGAGGCGAUAAGAAUGAGUCUUAUCAGUUGGUUUGUAAGGAGGAAAAGUGCCUCAGCCGCUGAAAAUCAUGCUGUAAAUCCCAAAGUUCGUGAUAUUUUGGACGAAAACUUCUAUGGUUGCACCGAACUGAAGGUGGUUGCUGUGGGAAGCGAUGAAUACGAAGUUUACAACAGGAAGGGGAACCGGUUCGAAGUGAACCUAGUUUCCAAGUCAUGCAGCUGCAGGGAGUUCCAAAUGCUACUAAUUCCAUGCCGCCAUGCAAUUGCUGCUAGUUCUUGCUGCGGAAUUGAGAUAAAUAAGCUUGUGGGAGAGGUGUACACAACAGAAUACCGGAGAGCCCUUUAUGACGGAGUUUUUCACCCAGUGCCAACACCGGUGAGUUCUGGUAACGAGUUGCUUCCUCCAUUAAUGCGCAGGCCACCGGGGCGUCCAAGGAAAAUCAGGAUACCAUCAAGAGGAGAGUUUAAGAGGCGUGCGAGGAAGGCGGCAAGGAUUUGCAGCAGGUGUCAGGGUAAGGGUCACAACAGAGCUACUUGCAAGCUCCCGGUCAAGGAUAAGUAA